This is a messenger RNA of Coregonus sp. 'balchen', 5983 nucleotides long. The record is from the annotation of a GenBank genome assembly. Lineage: Eukaryota; Metazoa; Chordata; Actinopteri; Salmoniformes; Salmonidae.
AUGCAGCCCCGACUCGGCCAAGGCAUCCCCGUCUCCAGCUUUCUCUGGCCAAGGUAUCCCCGUCUCAAGCUUUCUCUGGCCAAUGCAACCUCUUCUCUAGCUUUCUCUGGCCAACACAACCUCUUCUCUAGCUUUCUCUGGCCAACACAACCUCUUCUCAAGCUUUCUCUGGCCAAGGCAACCUCUUAUCUAGCUUUCUCUGGCAAAUGCAACCUCUUCUCUAGCUUUCUCUGGCCAACGCAACCUCUUCUCAAGCUUUCUCUGUCCAAUGCAACCUCUUCUCUAGCUUUCUCUGGCCAACGCAACCUCUUCUCAAGCUUUCUCUGGCCAAUGCAACCUCUUCUCAAGCUUUCUCUGGCCAAGGCAACCUCUUCUCAAGCUUUCUCUGGCCAAUGCAACCUCUUCUCAAGCUUUCUCUGGCCAAGGCAACCUCUUCUCUAGCUUUCUCUGGCCAACGCAACCUCUUCUCAAGCUUUCUCUGGCCAAGGCAACCUCUUCUCAAACUUCCUCUGGCCAGUCAAACCUCUUCUCCAGCCUUCUCCAUACAAGGCAACCCCUUAUCCAUAUGCAACCCUUGCUCUGGAGCAGUCCGGGAACCCAAUUACUCUAACUUCUUCCAUCCAUCCAACAAAAGAAGGCAUCCAACCCUUCCCCCAGUGUUCCCAGGCCAAGGCAGCAUCUUCUCCAUAGCCAAAAAACACAUAGCCAUUCCCCUUCUCCCAUCUGUCCCUGUAGCCAAGGCUGUCUCACACCCCUUAGCCUAUUCAUUCCCAGCCAAGGUAUCCCCAUCUCUAUGCAUGACUUCUCCAUAGCCAAGGUAGCCCCAUCUCUAUGCAUGACUUCUCCAUAGCCAAGGUAGCCCCAUCUCUAUGCAUGACUUCUCCAUAGCCAAGGUAGCCCCAUCUCUAUGCAUGACUUCUCUAUAGUCAAGGUAGCCCCAUCUCUAUGCAUGACUUCUCCAUAGCCAAGGUAGCCCCAUCUCUAUGCAUGACUUCUCUAUAGCCAAGGUAGCCCCAUCUCUAUGGAUGACUUCUCUAUAGCCAAGGUAGCCCCAUCUCUAUGGAUGACUUCUCUAUAGCCAAGGUAGCCCCAUCUCUAUGCAUGACUUCUCCAUAGCCAAGGUAUCCCCAUCUCUAUGCAUGACUUCUCCAUAGCCAAGGUAGCCCCAUCUCUAGGACUUCCCUACAGCCAAAGCUAUAUCUAUAGCUUCCUGUUGUAGCCAACGUAACACUUAACCCCAUCUCUCAAUGAUCACUCCCUAUAGCCAGAACAGUUUAACCCCAUCUGUAAAUCACUUCCUUAGCUAGCCAAAUCAGUUCGCCCUCCCGUUCUUCCACAGCCCACUCCCAAGCCUCCUCUCCUAGCCUCCCCCCCUAGCCAGAGCUGCCCGUCCCCAGCCAUCACCCCCUUUUCUCCAGCAACAUCCGCCCACGCUCCAGCCCCAUGUAGUGUGGUUCCUGUAUGGAACACUUGAAAGAGGAGGUGCACUAUAAAGGGAAUUGGGUACUAUUUGGGAAGUAACAGAGAUCCCUCAUUGAGCCACCACAGACAGUGUAACCUUCAGUAUGAGAGAAGUCACAAAGGUCGUAUAACUCACAUUAGAGUCCUGUACUAACCAGACAGAAUGACAGGAGGAGAGGAACAGAGAAGGAGGAGGAGAGAAAGGAGGAGGAGGAGGAGGAGGAGGAGGAGGAGGAGGAGAGGAAGACAGAGUCCUGCUCCACUCUCCCUAGUCAAAUCAAUCAAAUCAAAUGUUAUUUGUCACAUGCGCUGAAUAAAACAGGCUUUACUUACUUACUUACUUACUUUCCUACAGAGUUACAAAGUAAGAACAAAUUGCACCAAAAAAAAGAGGAAAUGACAACACAAUAAAAUAACAAGAACAAGACUAUAUACAAGGAGUACCGGUACCAAGUCACUGUGCCGGGGUACCAGGUAGUAAUGAGAAUAUAUACAAGGAGUACCGGUACCAAGUCACUGUGCAGGGGUACCAGGUAGUAAUGAGACUAUAUACAAGGAGUACCGGUACCAAGUCACUGUGCAGGGGUACCAGGUAGUAAUGAGACUAUAUACAAGGAGUACCGGUACCGAGUCACUGUGCAGGGGUACCAGGUAGUAAUGAGACUAUAUACAAGGAGUACCGGUACCAAGUCACUGUGCAGGGGUACCAGGUAGUAAUGAGACUAUAUACAAGGAGUACCGGUACCAAGUCCAUUGUGCAGGGGUACCAGGUAGUAAUGAGACUAUAUACAAGGAGUACCGGUACCGAGUCACGAAUGCAGGUGGUCCCAGGUAGUAAUGAGACUAUAUGACAAGGGAGUACCGGUUUACCGACGUCAUUUGUUGCAAGGGGUACCAGGUAGUAAUGAGAACUCAUAUUACAAGGAGUACCGGUACCGAGUCAUUGUGCAGGGUACAGGUAGGUAACUGAGGACUACUAUACAAGGGAAGUGACCGGUACCGAGUCAAUGUGCAGGGGUACCAGGUAGUAAUGAGGACUAUAUACAAGGAGUACCGGUACCGGCGUCACUGUGCAGGGGGUACCAGGUAGUAAUGAGACUAUAUCCAAGGUAGUACCGGUACCGAGUCACUGUGCAGGGGUACCAGGUAGUAAUGAGACUAUAUACAAGGAGUACCGGUACCAAGUCACUGUGCAGGGGUACGAGCUAGUUGAGGUAAUGGAGGUAAAAUGCACAUGUAAGUAGGGGUAAAAGUGACUAGGCAAUCUGGAUUGAUAAUAAACAAAGUAGCAGCAGUGUAUGCGAAGAGUGUGAAAGAGUGUGUGUGUGUGCAUGUGGCGUCAAUAUGCAUGUGUGUGUGUGUGUGUGAUUGUGUGUGUUGGAGUGUCAGUGUAGUAUGUGUGGGUAGAGCCCAGUGAGUGUACAUGGAGCCAGUGCAAAACAGAAAAAUGUGCAUUGACCCAAAUAAAAAGGGUCAAUGCAAAUAGGGAAGUAGGAAAGGGCCUUCCCCAAACUGUUGCCACAAAGUUGGAAGCACAGAAUCGUCUAGAAUGUCAUUGUAUGCUGUAGCGUUAAGAUUUCCCUUCACUGGAGCUAAGGGGCCUAGCCCGAACCAUGAAAAACAGCCCCAGACCAUUAUUCCUCCUUCACCAAACUUUACAGUUGGCACUAUGCAUUCAGGCAGGUAGCGUUCUCCUGGCAUACGCCAAACCCAGAUUAGUCCGUCGGACUGCCAGAUGGUGAAGCGUGAUUCAUCACUCCACAGAACGCAUUUAUUACAUUUACAUUGUAGCCAUUUAGCAGACGCUCUUAUCCAGAGCCACUUACAGUUAGUGAGUGCAUGGACUUUUCAUACUGGCCCCCCGUGGGAAACAAACCCACAACCCUGGCGUUGCAAGCGUACCAACUGAGCUACAGGGGACCUUCACUAUUAUUAUUAUUAUUGUAUUAUUCUACAAUAUAGAAAAUAGUAAAAAUAAAGAAAAAACCUUUGAGUGAGUAGGUGUGUCCAAACUUUUGACUGGUAGUGUAUACUUCCAUUAAUAGAUAAUCCUGUUCUAGACUGAUAUAUAGCCCUGUAUAUAGAUGUCCUAGCCUACCUCUUUCAGGUAAUAAAUUCAAUGCACUAUUAGCCUUAUAUUUAGCUAAUUAAUGAUGGGUUAUGCAUAAUGAGCUUCUAACGUAUAGCCUCGGUCUCUUGCGCAAUACACAAGCACCUGCGCUCCGCAAGCCUCUCCUUAAAAACCGCUCCUUAGCUCUUGGAGUCCCAUGCAGGAAAAGCUAGACUAGAAUAGUUUGCUGGACAUACAUUUGUUCUUGCAUUUCUUAUACCAAUAGACUAUUCGAAGAGGGACUCAAGCUUUUUUUGCUGAAUGUUAAAUACAGCAACCAAUAGAACUCACGGGUAGUUUGAAAGAAGAGCGAACGCGCGAUGGCGGUGGGCUACAGAAGUUAUUCAGACCCCAUAACUAUUCAAUCCUCGUGAAGGGAAGUGAAAGCCUUCUGCAUCUAAUUCUAGUCCUGUACUAUUUAAGGAUGUCAUUAGAAUGAUGGAGAUAAGGACAACGAAGCUUAUUUAAUUUAACAGUUGAAAGUGAGGAAGGAAUGACGCAACAACAUAGAGAGAGAGGAGGUAGGCUAAUAACAUUGGGGGAAAUAUUAUGAAAGGCAUUCUGUGGGGAGAACAAGUAUUUGAUACACUGCCGAUUUUGCAGGUUUUCCUACUUACAAAGCAUGUAGAGGUCUGUAAUUUUUAUCAUAGGUACACUUCAACUGCGAGAGACGGAAUCUAAAACAAAAAAACAGAAAAUCACAUUGUAUGAUUUUUAAGUAAUUCAUUUGCAUUUUAUUGCAUGACAUAAGUAUUUCAUCACCUUCCAAACAGUAAGAAUUCCGGCUCUCACAGACCUGUUAGUUUCGGUGUGCACAUCACUGACAACCUGAAAUGGUCCCUUCACACAAACAGUGUGCAACAGGGCCUCAUCAACCUCAGGAGGCUGAAGAAAUUCAGCUUGGCCCCCAAGACCCUCACAAACUUCUACAGAUGCACGAUUGAGAGCAUCCUGUCAAGCUGUAUCACCGCCUGGUACGACAAUUUCACAGUCCGCAACCGCAGGGCUCUCCAGAGGGUGGUGCGGACAGCCCAACGCAUCACCAGGGCACACUGCCUGCCCUCCAGAACAUCUACAGCACCCUUAAGUCACAGGAAGGCCAAGAAGAUCAUCAAGGACCUCAGCCAACCCGAGCCACGGCCUGUUCACCCCUUUACCAUCUAGAAGGCGGAGACAGUACAGGUGUAUCAAAGCUGGGACCGAGAGACUGAGAAUCAGCUUCUAUUUCCAGCCCAUCAGACUGUUAAACAGUCACCACUAGCCGGCAUCCGCCCAGUACCCUGCUCUGAACUUUAGUCACUGUUCUGACCGGCUAUCACCAGGUACUCUACCCUGCACCUUAGAGACUGCUGCCCUAUGUACAUGGAGUCAUGGAACAUUGGUCACUUUAAUAAUGUUUACAUACUGUUUCACUCACUUUAUAUGUAUAUACUGUAUUCUAAUCAUGGCUCAUCCUGCUUGGUUUAACUGCACUGUUGGAGCUAGAAACACAAGCAUUUAGCUGCACCUACGAUAACAUCUGCAAAUCUGUGUACGUGACCAAUACACUUUGAUUUGAUUUGAACCGGCUUUAUCUGGGGUCUGGAAAAACGGGCGCUAUGUGCUGACAGUUCUGGUCCGUUCCCUCUCCCAGUCUCCAUGCCCAGGGUUUCAGUGGUACUGCUGGACGCACCAGUAGUCUGACCCAGCCCGGGACCCAGUUCAGCACCAAGGACCGAGACAACGACCGCUGCUCCUGCAAGUGUUCCCAGAUGGCUUCUGGAGGUACAGGCUCUGAGCUGUGAUUCCUAUUUCCUCCCCCUCAAUUUCUUUCUCUCUUUUCUUAUCCUUCCCUCAUCCUACUUAAUAUGAUUUCUAUUUAUUUACUUUCCUCUCACUUUAUUUUCACCACCUUCUUUUUCCAUCCUCUGUCUUUUCCCCCUUUCACCCAUUAUUUCAUCCUAUUGUAAAGUUGUUCAUAAACCUACAUGAAAUCACUUUGUAUGACCUUUGGACCACACAACCUCCUUUUUCCUCACUAGGUCGGUGGUUUGAGGCGUGUGGUCCCUCUGCCCUCUCUAUUCCUGACCCCUGACCUCUCCCCUCUCCACUAGGUUGGUGGUUUGAGGCGUGUGGUCCCUCUGCCCUCUCUCUUCCUGACCCCUGACCUCUCCCCUCUCCACUAGGUCGGUGGUUUGAGGCGUGUGGUCCCUCUGCCCUCUCUCUUCCUGACCCCUGAUCUCUAACCCCUGACCUCUACCCUCUCCACUAGGUUGGUGGUUUGAGGCGUGUGGUCCCUCCAACCUGAACGGUAUCUACUACGCUGGCGUCUCCAACGUGGUCCGCUACAACGGCAUCAAGUGGUACUACUGGAAAGGCCCCAGCCUCAUGGCUACCAUGACUACCAUGAUGGUUCGACCCGCAGGCUUCUGA